This is a messenger RNA of Erpetoichthys calabaricus (reedfish), 8647 nucleotides long. RefSeq names its product LIM domain kinase 1a (gene limk1a). Gene Ontology annotation, molecular function: protein serine/threonine kinase activity; ATP binding; protein binding. The record is from RefSeq and is a predicted model, not a curated record. The coding region runs from base 238 to 2229 and encodes 663 amino acids. Lineage: Eukaryota; Metazoa; Chordata; Cladistia; Polypteriformes; Polypteridae. The transcript has 16 exons. Gene Ontology annotation, cellular component: neuron projection; cytoplasm; nucleus. Gene Ontology annotation, biological process: positive regulation of stress fiber assembly; protein phosphorylation; actin cytoskeleton organization.
UUAACGCUACAUUACACUCGCGCAGCGCGCUCCCGUGUAGGCGCGCACCUCCCGUUUCUCUCACGCGCUCUUUUCCAGGGAUUGUACUCAGUCGGCCACCCGCGUCUCUGUGGCUUCUCAGUGCUGCGUUCAGCUCGGCUCGCGUUUACGCGGCCCGGCCCCAGCUUUGCCCGGUUCUGCUCUUGCAGAGGGCUACCUGUCAGCGCCCGGCUCUCUGAGCUCCUAUCUGGACGGUGAAUGCGGUUGAUGCUGCUCUGCUGCACCUGGAAGGACGAGCGCAUGGGAGAGGAGGAAGCAGGAACCAGUUUACCUGUGUGUGCAGGGUGCCAACACAGCAUUUAUGAUGACCAAUAUCUACAGGCUCUCAACACAGACUGGCACUCAGUUUGCUUUAGAUGCUGUGAGUGUAAUACCUCCCUGUCCCACUGGUAUUAUGAAAAAGAAGGACGUCUUUUCUGCAAGAAGGAUUAUUGGACUCUGUUUGGUGAACUGUGUCAUGGCUGUUCAGAACACAUUACCACUGGUCUCAUCAUGGUUGCAGGGGAGCAGAAGUAUCACCCAGAGUGCUUUACUUGCUUGAACUGCCGGGCCUUCAUUGGAGAUGGCGACACAUAUGCACUUGUGGAACGUUCCAAACUGUACUGUGGGCGCUGUUACUACCAGACAAUUGUGACUCCAGUCAUAGAACAGAUUCUUCCAGAUUCACCAUGCUCUCGGAUUCCUCACACAGUCACUUUGGUAUCAAUUCCUGCUUCAUCUGAUGGAAAACGUGGCUUCUCAGUGUCUGUUGAUCAGAGCUGCAGUCCAGGAGGGUGUGGAGUAGACCAUAAUCGCACAGUACGAGUAAAGGAAGUUGAUCCAGACUGCAUCAGCCCUGAUGUAAAGAACUCCAUUCAUGUUGGGGAUAGGAUUCUUGAGAUUAAUGGCACUCCAAUCAAAAACGUACCACUAGAUGAGAUUGACCUGCUUAUUCAGGAAACAAGUCGGUUGCUGCAGCUAACAAUCGAGCAUGAUCCCCAUAACUCAGAUUCAGGGUCAGGGGAAGAAGUUGAUGGAGUAAGUCCACUUUCUGAUCUGUGCAGUCCCAUGAGGCCAGUAGAGCGGACACCACGUUCAGAGGCUGGAAGUAUCGGUUCUCGUAUGAUCACGAGGAGCUGCAGCAUUGACAAGUCACCCUGUGCUAGUAAUACAGGCUCCCCUCACUCACAGAAGAAAGAUAUUGGCCGUUCAGAAUCCCUGCGUGUGGUCUCAAGUAGGACACACCGCAUUUUCCGUCCUUCAGACCUCAUACAUGGUGAAGUGCUGGGAAAAGGCUGCUUUGGCCAGGCUAUCAAGGUCACACAUAAAGAAACUGGGGAAGUAAUGGUGAUGAAGGAGUUAAUUCGUUUUGAUGAUGAAACUCAGAAGACUUUCCUCAAAGAGGUGAAAGUAAUGCGCUGUCUGGAUCACCCUAAUGUACUAAAAUUCAUUGGAGUUCUUUAUAAGGACAAAAGGCUUAACUUCAUUACAGAGUAUAUCAAAGGUGGAACACUACGAGACAUUAUCAAAAAAAUGGACAGCAAGUACCCUUGGAAUCAACGGGUGAGCUUUGCCAAGGACAUUGCUGCUGGAAUGACAUAUUUGCAUUCAAUGAACAUUAUCCACCGGGACUUGAACUCACACAACUGCCUUGUCCGUGAGAAUAAGAGUGUUGUUGUAGCUGAUUUUGGACUUGCCCGCCUUAUGGUCGAUGACAAGAAACAAGCAGACAAACUAUCCACUAACAAACUUCCAGCACUGAAGAACAGAGAUCGCAAGAAACGUUACACAGUGGUGGGGAAUCCAUACUGGAUGGCUCCUGAAAUGAUCCAUGGUCAGAGCUAUGAUGAAAAAGUGGAUGUAUUUUCUUUUGGUAUCGUCUUGUGUGAGAUUAUUGGCCGUGUGAAUGCUGAUCCUGAUUACCUGCCCAGGACUAUGGACUUUGGACUGAAUGUGAAGGGUUUCUUGGAUCGCUACUGUCCUUCAGAUUGCCCAGUCUCAUUCUUUCCAAUUACUGUUCUGUGUUGUGAUCUUGAUCCAGAGAAACGACCCUCUUUUGCAAAGCUGGAACAAUGGCUUGAAAACUUGAAGCUGCACCUGGAAAUUCGCCUCCCUUUAAAGUCUGAGCUUGAGCAGAUCAACCAGGCUUUCUGGGAGAGUCACACACGGUCAGAGAAUGGCCUCCCUACACACACUGAGCAGCCAGAAUAAUAUGGAGUACGGAACUACCAUGGCUUCAUGGAAAUUCAUAUCUAACUGGGCAAUGUUAUACAGGCUGUUUGGCAUUAGUUUAGGUAAAGAAACACAGACCUCUGGUCUCUUUCAGAAUAGUGCACUGCAGAAAGUCUUCACAAAAUUGUUGUUUACUGCCUAUUUGAUGUUAGAGUAAACUUGUCAAUUUGUUACAUGUAUUACAGUAAUAGGAUCAUUGCUGUUAGAAUACAUCCUGUGAAGGGAAGUAGUGGGUUAUUUAACCAAUAAUAUGGGCAGCUUUUGACUACACUUCUGCUAUCAGAUUGUUUUACUUGUGCUUAGUUUUAUCAAAACACAAAGUACAAUCUGUAACUGAGACAUGCAUGACUGAAUAUAGUUGAGUCACUUACCUGAUGGUCACCUGAGAUGCUCAUAUCUAUGUUUUUUGCAGCCUGUGGCCAGUGUAAGCUUAUGUGUGUUUUUCUUUUCAAUUUUCAAGUAUUUUUUAAUUGCAUAAUACUGAAGCUUUUUUUGGAUACAACUCCAUAUUUAUGAUUUUAGUGGCUGGUUUACUGUAAAUAAUUUGCUAUCAUGUAAAUUAUUUGAAAAUAUGUACAGAAAUAUUUUAUAUAUAUAUAUAUAUAUAUAUAGGCUGCAUAUCUGUAUUUUUUUUUAAAACAAAGUGUCAUUUCUCCCUAUACUUAAACCUCCACCUUUAGCCACAAAGAAACAUCCAGUAUAACUUUAUAGAAUCCAAAAAAAAUCUAUCUUUAGGUCACAUUAUGCAGUGCUCAGUUGCCUAUGGGCUCCAAUACACAUAAAAACGUAUUCUUUUAUCCUGUUUGGAAGCACUUUCCCCGGCAUGUAUCAUACUUGCGUGCAUCUAUCACAUUAAAAACUCCGAAUGUCUGUCAGAACAUCUGGGGAUUUAUUUUCAUAUGCAUCCAUAGUGAGUUUCAGAUAUUUUUUUUUAAUAAUUUCGGUUUAAGUUUGUUUAGCUAAAUUACUGUUUUUACUUAGUCAUGUGACAUAUGUAUGAUGAAAAUGUGAAUGGAUACAACAGACUUGAUAAACAAACGAUAUUCUACUGUUAGGGGCAUUUUGUGUUAUUUUAUAGUUUGCAACCGUACUUCUGGUUCCAUUGUUGUUUAUUAUGCCACUGUUACUAGCAUUCCGCGCAUGAUAAGGACUACAUUAUAUUGCAUAUUCAACAAUAGCAAGCUAUUUUUGCAGAGUGAUUUAAAAAUUGUUAAUGAAGUUUCUGGUGGCAAAAGCACUAGAGAAUGUUUCCAUAUCAAUGAUAUACUUGCAAAACACGAGUUUUACACAAUAAUACAACCAGUAGGCUAGUGUUGAAAACGGGUACAGAAUGGCUCAUCUCCAAAUUAGGUGGUAUAGUGUAUACAUGCAGUAUUGUUUGUUCCAUAUGGUAUUCGCCUAGUCUAAGACACAAAAAUAUAUCUUUUUUUAUUUCAUAAUGAGCAUCUUAUUUUUUACACAAACAAUAAACAAAGGUGGUGAUGUUCAUGUUUCAUUCAGACUUUCAUCAACAUUAAUCCAAAAAUUAUGUGAUUCACAAGUACAGUAAACACUGUGAAUUGCUUCAAAAUGUGCAUAUACUGGUAAUAUACUGGUAACAUCUCUGUGUUAGCAGUUCCUUUUAAAACGUUUUGGCUGACACUGCGAGAAUGAGAAAAGUUACCAGCAUGCACAAAUAAUCGAGAGUUCUUGAAACUGAUGCAGAGUAGCAUGUUCAGUCUUACCCUUUUUUGUUGUUGUAAAGGCAUACAUACGUUCAACCUCUACAUUUUCAGGAGUUUUCUUUGUGCCUAGUAUGUUCUUGCUGCAUCCCGAUACAUAUUACUGAUGUGCAUACAAAGACAUGCGACUCUCUAGUACUGAAAAACUUGCCUUUCUUUUUCUGCUGCUUGCAUGCAAGAUACACUACUAGGGCCUAUUAAGACAACAUAUGUACAGUAUAAUACAUAAUUUUCCAGCACAUUUACACCAGACUGCUAUCAUACUUCUUUCAUUACUGGUGCCUCACUGAUAUUUCUAACCUGUACCAUAAUACAGUGUAUAACCACAGUUUACAAACACACAGAUGUAUUUGACUUAAGGAUGUUGUCUUUCCAAGGCAUACCUGUUCUGUAACUUACUUUAUUACCUUUGUGGUGGUCUCCACACUGUCCUUCUAAGGUUAAAAUGUGUAUAUAAUUUGGGCUGUACCACCUCCUGAGUUUCAUUUCGUCUUAUUAAUGUGUUUCCAGUAAGGUAACCAUUUUUUUCCCAUCUUCUGCCUCAGUACUAAAGGUUUACUAACAUAGGUUUUAAAGGCUAACAAAUGUUGCAAAUGAAAUUAGUCUUACCUGAACAAUUACAAAUGCUAAAACAUAUAAGAAAAUAGGAAUAGCAAAACAUAAAAUAUUGAUUUAUAGUAGUAAUGAGAAUAGCAAAACAAACCUUUACUAUUAUCAGAAAAGAGGUUUUCUAAUUAAAAUAUUUAUACACUAAGGCAGACAAUAGAACAACCACAUCUAAUUAAUAUAUAUAAAAAUAAAUAUAUACAGUAAUAUCUUCGUUUUACCUAGGAAUGUGUACAUGGCAACCCAGUGAAACAUAGUUGGUUUGAAUAUCCAAAAGCAUUAAGUAGAGAGCAUUUCUGUUUAACUGUAUCAUUAUGAGAAAUGCACAGUAUGGCCUGUCUUAAUCUAGUGGACUAUUCUCUGUUCUUCUCUGUAUUCUGGCGAGUGAUGUGCUUGCAUCUCUGACUUUCCUUUGCACACACUUCCUUGUCUAUCUGUUAACAUGUUUUUUUGAAUGGAAACCCACCUCUCUUAGAUGUUUUAUUUAAAGAGAAUAUAGUGGCUUACUUAAGUAGUUCAAAGUGAAAAUGUUUAUUAAUAAAAAAAAACUGCAUUUAAAAAUUUUCUUAGAAUAAAAUUACAGUGGCAGAUUUGAAAGUUGAGUGCAUAUAAUGAAAUGGAACCAGAAGUUAGGAAGCAUUUCUGUAUUUUUGCUAAACUAUUGUGUUUGACUCCAGCUAUGGUGUUUUCUGUUCACUCAUUUUGCACAUUUUUUUAUAGGUUAUCCUCUCAAAAUCAAGCAAUCCAUGUCAUAGUACAUUACUCAGGGGUUUUUAUUUUCUAGAAUUGUAUCUGUAAAAAAAAAUGUGAAUUUCACGAGAAAUGCGUAUGUAAUCUUAUAUUUAGAGGCAAGUAGUUUCCUGUAAGAAAGAAAACGUUCAGUUUGAUUAGCCUAUAGCUAAUUUGCCCUUUUUUGUGCUGUCCUGAUCGGCACCUGCCCAAAAACACUUGGUAGAUAGAUGCCUGUGUAGAGUGAGACAGCACACUCACACUGUUGAUCAAACACAAAAUACCGUAAUGCAGGACAAAAAAACGUAAGAGUAGGCCUGCUUCACUAGAAACCGAAUGAACCUAUUGCUGUUAUGUCUGGUCAGCAUGACCCGAGUGUGACUUGCAUGCACACCAUAUUUUGCCAGCAUAGUCUCUUUUCAAAAUUGCAGUUUGUAUUAAACAAAACCUAAAAAUGGAAUGAAAUGAAGGAAAUCUUUGCAUUACCUAACUGAGGUUGAGGGGCAAGGGAUUCCCACAAACAAUAUUUACUAAUCCACACUCCAGUAUGCUUUCUACUUAACAUUCUUCAAACAUGAAUUUGGAAACUUGAUAGUUACAAUUGUUUGCCUUUAAUUUUUUAAUUUUCAGUCUGUUUAAAAAAAGACUUACUUAGUUUAGCAACCCAGAUUAUUGUUCACUGAUGAGUAGAAAUAAUCUGUCAUUUUGUUUCCUUUGGUACCACAGCUGCAACUUUCGGUGCAUUCUCGUAAAUUUUUCUUUCUGUCCUUAUUUAAAUGUGAGUUGAUGUUUCAAGUGCAGAAUUAAACAUAAUCGAAGCAUGAUAAUUCACAGUUGAGACUUAAAGUGGUACGACUUUAAAGUUCUCUUUCUAAUAAGAACUUUUUAUUUUUUUACUUUAAACAGUUAGAAACGCCUUACUUCAGUUUUAACAUAAGAUGUUGAAGUAUAACUGGUGGAAAAUUAUAUUUAAGAUUUUAUUUCUACUUUGUGACACAAAUAUAUUCCAUACUAUAUUCUGUACAUAAAUACACACAAUAAUGAAAUGAGUAAUAUGCCAUGCAUUUCUUGCAGAAUGAAGAAGUUUAUUUGGUAGUUCUGAUUACCAUGUUCUUCUAGAUUACACAACAUAAACAGAAGUUUGAAAAAGCAGUGAGUUGAAACAUCAUGUCAGAAACAAAAUACCUUUCUUUAUAAUGUUGAAACCAAUUCCUCUGUGGCUUGUCAUAGCUUUAAAGUUUAUUUUGCACAGCCUGUUUUUAAGUUCGGCUGGGUGAGGGAUUUAGCAAGAAGCUGUGCCCUUGCUCAUCAUUUUAUGAAUGCAAAUCACUAAAUGAGCCUUUAUAAAUAUGAAAGAGCUCAGGGGAAUCUUACCUCUGUAUAGUAAAAUCAUAAAAGUGUCUUGCAAAAGCCAGAAUAUUGCAAGUAUACCAAUUAUUGAGGGCACGAAAGGUACAUGAGUGAAAAGGAAGCUUUCUCUAUUUAUACCAGGAAAAAAACUUUAAGACAUGCUAACAUAGCAUACUAGUAGCUUCAGUCCCUGCUGUGCCAUUUAAUUGGCACUGUGAGCUGUUGCUUAUUGACCUCCAUUUGUCUGUCUGGCGUAUUCUUAGCAGCCAACCAGAUUGCAUUUUCAAAGUGAGAACCUGGCUAAAGGUCUAGGUAUAUUUCAAGCAAGAUGAACUUCAGGUGGUGCGGAUGAAGCCAAACCCAGUAUACAUAGCCUAAGCCCACUGAUACUGUAUGUACUUACUCCUAGAGUGGUAGCCCCCUAAGAUCCUGCUGCAGUCAGAGUCUCAUCUAAUUUUAAAAAUCAGAAUUUUAAGGCAUUCCUAGAUGUCAGCUUUAGAAGCUUAUGUUUGAAUUGAUACAUGCCAUAGACUGUAUGUUAGGUUGACUAUUGGAUCCUGUUUGAGUCGCUGUGUGUGUGAACAUGCCCUGCUCUGGACUAGCAUCCUUUUCAAGUGCAAUUAAUUCUUUUUUUACACUUUGCUGCCAGGAAAGAUUUUGCCUCCAUGCAACCCUAUACUGGACUCUAUGGGUUCAGAAAAUAAUGGGAGGUAUUUUGGAAAUUUGUGACCAGCCAGAAUUGACAUUUAUUAUUGAAAGUAGUAGGUGGUGCUACUGCCUCACAGGUUUAGCGUCUUUGGUUGGUAUCCCAGGCCAGAAUGUAGUUUGUGUAAAUAUUAAAAGUUCUUCCUGUGCCUGUGUGAGGUUUCCUCCCUUCCUCCUGGUACUGUAGUUUUCUAGUCACAUCCCAAAAGACAGAGGUUAGGUUAACUAACACAUUUAAAAUGGCCUUAAUGUGAAUGUUAAUGUGAAUAAAGAGGUUAAUUUGAGUAGGCCCUAAGAUGGACAUGCACCCUUUCCAGGGCUGUUUCCUUCAAUGUGCCAAGAUAGUCUCUUGCCUCCUCAGCCCUAAAUUGAAUUAAGUGGGUUUGAGAAUAAAAGAAUGUGAGAAGUCAGUUGUUUUAUAUCUGCAUUUAAAUAAAAGAUUAUUGUCCUCAUUUUUUUUCCAACUGCAAAACUGGACCACAUUGCACCAGAGCAGGAGAUGCCAGUGUUGUGUCCAUUUAUUUAUGGAAGGCUCAUUCAUCUAUGAUGUGCACCGCAUGCUAUACAAAGCUUGUUUAAUUCCUCCACUAUAAUAUUUGUUUCAUCCAUGACAGCUGAACACUUUCUGUGUGUAAAGUAUUCCUAGGCCUUUAGGGAGGAAAUAAAGAUGUGGGGAGCAGAUUAUUAUGAAAAUACCACUGGAUAAGAACAAAAAGCUUGGAAGCAUGUUACCUAAUGUAACUGAUGCAGAUAGAAAAUGGCUUCCCCUGAGCUCACCUAUACAUGCAGACAGAUUCUGUUAAAAAUAACAAUUGUGCCUGUUCAGAAUCACUGGAAUGCCAUUUUGUAACAUACUGUGUAGAUAACACCAAAGGGGGAAAUACUUUAGUGUGACAUUUGAGGUCCUUGAUCCUCAGACGUUGUGAUGGCACCUGUACAUGUGACCUAGUCUUUUCUCAUUCAGGUUGAUGAUCUUUGAAUUCAACCGUGCCUUUGUGUUUGGCUGGCCCUGCCACCGUGUGGCCAGUCUGUCAGCUUUGUUUAAUAGGAGCAAUGCAAGCCUGUAAAGAUUUUAUACCAUUGUUCAAAUCUUGCCUUUUUAUCUUUUAUUGUCAUAUUAUUUUGCAUUUUAUAUAUUUAACAUCAUACUUAUUACUUUUUCAGUUUUUUGGAAAGCUGUGAAAAACAUUUGCACUUUAAUUCAGGAAAUGAACAGUGAAAGUCGAGGGAAGAAAACGUGUAUUUGGAUAAUGCUGGAAUAAACAAAUUCCCUCAAAAAUAAAAAA